CCUCUGUUUUUCUUUUUAUUGUCCUGCGAGAAGCAGUUCGUAUUGAGUGUUGUGUUGUCAUAUACGCAGUUGCCACAUACGGCACUUUGGUGUUUCGGUCGUGCGCCUUUGUGUUGUAAGCACUUGCAAGCUGAAGGACGAAUUUCUUCGCUGACGUCUUUCUUUGUCAAUUCGUGGCGCCCUCAACCGCAAAUAUCGUUGUCGUUGAUACGAAGCGAUGUUUGCGCCUCGAGGGGCGUUUACAUUCGCCGGGAGAUUUGCGGCAGUUGAUUCGUGCAACACUGUAAUUCGUGCCUAUGAAAUAUAGGUCGUUUUAAUAAAGUCGAAACCAACCUCACCCCGUUCAUCCGUUGUGCACCAUGGAUUCUGCACUCAUGCAGACUAAAGGCGACCAAGACGACAAGAUGCAAGAAAUUAGUGAGCUGCUUGUUGCAGCCGGUUACUUUCGUGCUCGAAUUAAAGGAAUAUCGUCUUUCGACAAGAUUGUCGGUGGCAUGGCAUGGGCAAUAGAAGUCUGCGCUGUGGACAUCGAUGUCGACCUUCCAUUUAACGAAAAUCUCAGCAUCGGUCAAAAGAUAUCACUGACAGAGAAGAUAGUGCGAGUGUUGCUCCGAAUGAAAUGUCCGCAUAGGAUCGAACCCCAUCAGAUACAAGGCUCGGAUUUCGAUCACAUAUUUCCUGUCAUUCAAUGGCUCGUGAAAAAGGCCAUUGAAACAAAGGCAGAAACUGAGGACAUUCACCGCGAGUAUGCUGUCUACCUGUUCAAUAAGGGCCAUGGCUCAGUGGACACAUCCAGCAAGGACACAUCUGGCAGAGCGCCAUCUGCUGCAGCCUUCUCAAACGCAUAUGCCACUCUGCAGGAGCGGUACCGCCCAAGGCGUCGCUACCGUCAUCAUGCUCGGCACACGCUUAAGACUGAAGCUGCCCAGGUGCAGGCCACUCUCCUUGAGUACGGCUCUGGCACACAUCGAACCAGGGGUGCUGAGGGUGACCAGUCCCAGCAGGAAUCGGAGGUGAUUCUGAGCAACAUGGCUCCACUAGCUUCUGCUGAGGGGCGUCUGACCACCAAGUCUGUGGGGAAUAUUGUACAGAAGCAAGCUGCUGAAGCCCGCGAGAUUGCUGAAGACUUGGAGCGAAGGCCAAUGAUCCACAUGCCUGGUGCUGCCCGUCAUGCAAGGCUGCUCAGCUCUGUGCAAAAGCAGCUGGAAGCCAAGAAGGAGGUCUUGCAGAAGGCUCAGGACCAACUUGAGAAGCUGCGUGAAGAGUAUGAGCUGCUGCAGAAAGAAGACAAAGAGGCCGAGGCCCAGCUUGAAGAAGUGCGUGCGGCCGCCAAGCGCAUUGCCGAAGGUGUUGGCAGCCAGGAACCACAGCUGGCGAAACUGUGCACGCUGCUGCGCAUCAAUGCUGAGCUGGCCGACCAGGAGUCUCGCUUCCGAGCCAGCUGCCGGCAAGAGAUGCAGCGGUUGCAGGAGCUCGUGGCUUCGCCAGAGCCCGAGCAGGCGGCUGGCAGCAGUGCAGAGGACAGCCAAGUCGAGGCCCAGUGUCAACAGGAAAGGGAGAGGCUGCAACGCGUGCGACUCCUCCUGGCUAAGAAGAACAGGGAGAUUGCAGCCAUACAAAGGAAGAUUGAUGAAGUGCCAUCGCGUGCAGAAUUGAAUCAGUAUCAGCGUCGUUUUGUCGAAUUAUACGGCCAAGUGGCUGCAACCCACCGAGAAACGAAGCAGUUCUUCACACUCUACAACACUUUGGAUGACAUUCGCAUGUAUUUGGACAAAGAGAUUGGUCUACUCAACUCGGUGCUGGAAAACUUCACAGAGGCCAUGUCAAACCUCGCCACCAAAGAUCAGUUCCUGGCGCAGUUCGAGCAGAUUGUUGAAGGUGUGAAACAGAAUCGGUUGAAG
Molecule: messenger RNA, 1901 nt
Organism: Rhipicephalus sanguineus (brown dog tick)
Lineage: Eukaryota; Metazoa; Arthropoda; Arachnida; Ixodida; Ixodidae
Gene: fidipidine
Product: coiled-coil domain-containing protein 93
Biological process (GO): Golgi to plasma membrane transport
Source: RefSeq, a predicted model, not a curated record